AUGAACCCUAGCACACGGCGCAUACUGAGCCAAUUUACGAGGCAAAGCACACAUCGGAGACUCAAUGCUCAGUCACGACGAUGGAAUUCUGCGUUCGCGACUAGAGAGUGGUCUACGCCACUCGCGCACACCUUGGCCAAUGCGAUUAAAACGACGGGGCCGAUAUCAAUCGCCGCAUUUAUGCGCCAGGUACUCACAUCGCCGGAGGGAGGGUAUUAUACCACGAAACCGGAGGGUGGGGGAGAGGUGUUCGGCAAAAGGGGCGACUUUGUGACAUCUCCAGAGAUCUCUCAGGUGUUUGGAGAACUAGUGGGGAUAUGGACAAUUGCGGAAUGGAUGGCACAGGGCGGGAAGAAGGGCGGAGUGCAACUCAUGGAGAUUGGGCCGGGAAAGGGAACGCUAAUGGAUGAUAUGUUGCGGACGUUCCGCAACUUCAAGCCGUUCACGUCAAGCCUCGAGGCUAUCUAUCUUGUCGAAGCAAGCCCUACGCUGAGGGAAGUCCAGAAACGGCUACUCUGCGGCGAUUCAGCCAUGGAGGAGACAGAAAUCGGGCAUCGGAGCACAAGCAAGUAUUUUGAUGUGCCUGUGGUCUGGGUAGAAGACAUUCGAUUGUUGCCUCAUGAGGAAAACAAGACACCAUUCAUCUUCGCCCAUGAAUUCUUCGAUGCACUUCCAAUCCAUGCCUUUGAGUCAAUUCCGCCUGCACCAGAAAACCAGCCGCAAGAACAAGAGAUCAUGACGCCUACCGGUCCUACGAAACUCAACCAGCCGCUCAAGGCCGCAAACACGCCUCAAUGGCGCGAGAUCAUGGUCACUCUAAACCCGAAAGCGGUUGAUGAGGACAUAAAGGACGAGCCAGAAUUUAAACUAACUCUAGCAAAAGCAUCUACCCCUUCUUCCCUCGUUAUCCCCGAACUCUCCGAGCGAUACCGCGCUCUCAAAUCCCAGCCUGGUUCGGCUAUCGAAAUUAGUCCAGAGAGCCGUAUUUACGCCUCAGACAUUGCGCGCCGCAUUGGCGGCUCGUCACAGCCUCCACGGACCGCAUCUAAACGAGAUGCACCUACAGCCGCGGCUAUCGCGAAGCGCAACCCCUCCGGCGCUGCCUUGAUUAUGGACUACGGAACCCUGUCGACGAUUCCGAUCAACUCCCUCCGUGGCAUCCAAAACCAUAAAAACGUUCCGGCACUCUCCUCCCCUGGUCUCAUUGAUGUCAGUGCCGAUGUAGACUUCACAUCGCUCGCAGAGGCAGCCAUUGAAGCUAGUGAGGGUGUUGAGGUCCACGGACCUGUUGAGCAGGGUCACUUCUUACAGGCUAUGGGUAUAUCCGAGCGGAUGCAGCAGCUCCUUAGUACCGUCAAGGAUACAGAGAAGCGCAAGGUCUUGGAGACUGGGUGGCAGCGACUUGUUGAGAGAGGCGGUGGCAGCAUGGGCAAGUUAUACAAGGUGAUGGCUAUCAUCCCGGAGAAUAGUGGUCAACGUCGGCCAGUCGGGUUUGGGGGAGGUGUCCCAGUAUAA
This is a messenger RNA of Aspergillus puulaauensis, 1515 nucleotides long. RefSeq names its product class I SAM-dependent methyltransferase. Gene Ontology annotation, cellular component: mitochondrion. The record is from RefSeq and is a predicted model, not a curated record. The transcript has 3 exons. Gene Ontology annotation, biological process: mitochondrial respiratory chain complex I assembly. Bases 1 to 1515 code for a protein of 504 amino acids. Gene Ontology annotation, molecular function: protein-arginine omega-N symmetric methyltransferase activity. NCBI's taxonomy places the organism in Eukaryota, Fungi, Ascomycota, Eurotiomycetes, Eurotiales, Aspergillaceae.